Prorocentrum cordatum is the source of this 1146-nucleotide messenger RNA. NCBI's taxonomy places the organism in Eukaryota, Dinophyceae, Prorocentrales, Prorocentraceae. The record is from the annotation of a GenBank genome assembly.
AUGGGCCUAAAGCAGCAGCCGUGGACGCUGAGGGACGGCUGCGACGCUCGCGUGCGCGCCUCGUUCGCGGAGCUGGUUGGCUGCGCGCCAGCGGAGGUGGCGUUGUGGGGGCCCGACCCAUCCACGUCCUUCGCCAUCUCCACGGCGGCGCGCGCGGUGGCGUUGCGCACGCAGCGCGACGACGUGGGGCUCAUCCUGGAGGACCAGAUGUCCUCCAACGUCUACCCCUGGCAGCAGCUGCAGCAGACGCACGGGCUCGCGCUGGAGGCGGUGCCGCGGCCAGCCGACGGGAACUGGACGCGGGCGCUGCUGUCGCGGCUCGCGGCGCUGGAGGCUGCAGGGCGCCGCGUGGUGGUCGUCGCGGUGCCCGUGUACCUCUGGACGGACGGCUCCGGCCCCGUGGACGUGGCCGCGCUGUCCGAGGUGUGCAGGGACCCAGGCAGGCGCACCCGCACGGUGUUGGUCGUCGACGGGACGCAGUCGCUCGGCGCAGUGCCCUUCGACGUUCGGCGGACGCCCGUCGACUUCCUCGCUGCCUCUGUGCACAAGUGGCUGUUCGGCGCCUACGGCCUCGCCUGCAUGUACGCCGCGCGCGAGUGGCAGGAGCGACCCAGAGCUGCAUCCGCUGGUGCAGGACGAGCACCCCAGGAUCCCUCAAAAUGGCCAGCGGAGACGACGAGGUUCCCUUCGACCUGGCGCUGCCCGGGUACCCCGCCGCGUUCCAGCCGGGGGCCCGCCGGUUCGACGGCGGCGGCAGGCCGAACCCCAUCCUGCAGCCCAUGGCGGCCGACGGCCUGGAGAUGGUCCUCGAGUGGGGGCCGGCCUGGGUCGCCGCCAGCCUGGCGCCCCUCACGGCCAGGAUCCGGUCGCGGUGCCAGGCCCGGCGGCGCCCCUCCACGCGCCACAUUUCGUCGGCAUCGGGCCCGGCGAGGAAGACGGCUGCGGGUCCCCAGAGGAUGGGUCUCCGCGUGGGUGUCCGAGGCGGCGCGCUUCCUGAAGCAGCGGGGCGUCCACGUCUCCGCGCGGCUGAAGGUCCUGAGGGUCGCCCCGCACGUGUACACAGGCCCUGCCGACGCGGACCGGUUCACGGACGCCCUGGCCGCCUUCGUGAGGCAGCGCCGCGGUGGCAGGUCGUCUCGCUUGUGA